Molecule: messenger RNA, 5065 nt
Organism: Lepus europaeus (European hare)
Lineage: Eukaryota; Metazoa; Chordata; Mammalia; Lagomorpha; Leporidae
Gene: GGCX
Product: gamma-glutamyl carboxylase
Exons: 15
Coding region: 114-2384 (756 amino acids)
Biological process (GO): peptidyl-glutamic acid carboxylation
Molecular function (GO): gamma-glutamyl carboxylase activity; vitamin binding
Source: RefSeq, a predicted model, not a curated record
CGGCCGGCCACGCUGGUGUUUACGUGUCGGGGAGGUAGAGCCUAUGGGAGCGAACUUUCGCAGCACCUCCUGCUCCUGUGCUCCGGCUGUGGCCCGCCUGCUUCAGUGGAGCCAUGGCUGUUCGUGUCCGGUCCGCUCGGCCCCCGCCGGGCUCAGAUAAGGUACAGAAAGACAAGGCUGGCCAGACCUCAGGGCCCAGGCAGGACAGCCGAAUGAAGAAACUCUUGGGUUUCGAGUGGACGGAUUUGUCCAGCUGGCAGAGGCUGGUUACCCUGCUUAAUCGACCAACAGACCCCGCAAGCCUGGCUGUCUUUCGUUUUCUCUUUGGGCUCUUGAUGGUGCUGGACAUUCCGCAGGAGCGGGGCCUCAGCUCCCUGGACCGGAGAUACCUGGAUGGGCUGGAUGUGUGCCGCUUCCCCUUGCUGGACGCCCUGCGCCCGCUGCCGCUUGACUGGAUGUAUUUUGUCUACACCAUCAUGUUUCUGGGGGCGCUGGGCAUGCUGCUGGGCCUGUGCUACCGGAUAAGCUGUGUGUUAUUCCUGCUGCCAUACUGGUAUGUGUUUCUGCUGGACAAGACGUCGUGGAACAACCAUUCCUAUCUGUAUGGCUUGUUGGCCUUUCAGCUGACGUUCAUGGACGCAAACCGCUAUUGGUCUGUGGAUGGCCUGCUGAAUGCCCGUAAGAGGAAUGCCCAUGUGCCCCUCUGGAACUAUGCAGUGCUGCGAGGCCAGAUCUUCAUUGUGUACUUCAUUGCGGGUGUGAAAAAGCUGGAUGCAGACUGGGUUGAAGGCUAUUCCAUGGAACACCUGUCCCGACACUGGCUCUUCAGUCCCUUCAAAUUGUUGCUGUCUGAGGAGCUGACCAGCCUGCUGGUGGUGCACUGGGGUGGGCUGCUGCUUGACCUCUUGGCUGGUUUCCUGCUCUUCUUCGAUGUCUCAAGGUCCAUUGGCCUCGUCUUCGUGUCCUACUUCCACUGCAUGAAUUCCCAGCUCUUCAGCAUUGGUAUGUUCCCCUAUGUCAUGCUGGCCAGCAGCCCUCUCUUCUGCUCCCCGGAGUGGCCCCGGAAGCUGGUAUCUCACUGCCCCAAAAGGCUGCAAGAUCUACUGCCCCUCAAGGCUGCCCCUCAGCCCAGUGCUUCUUGUGUGUACAAGAGGAGCCGGGCCAAAGGUGGCCAGAAGGCAGGCCUGCGCCAUCGGCUGGGAGCCCUCUUCACCUUGCUUUACCUCCUGGAGCAGCUGUUCCUGCCCUAUUCCCACUUCCUCACCCAGGGCUAUAACAACUGGACAAAUGGGCUGUACGGCUACUCCUGGGACAUGAUGGUGCACUCCCGCUCCCACCAGCACGUGAAGAUCACCUACCGUGAUGGCCGCACGGGCGAGCUGGGCUACCUUAACCCUGGGGUGUUCACACAGAGCCGGCGAUGGAAGGAUCACGCAGACAUGCUGAAGCAGUAUGCCACUUGCCUGAGCCGCCUGCUUCCCAAGUACAAUGUCACUGAGCCCCAGAUCUACUUUGAUAUUUGGGUCUCCAUCAAUGACCGCUUCCAACAGAGGCUUUUUGAUCCUCGUGUGGACAUCGUGCAGGCUGUUUGGUCCCCCUUCCAGCGCACACCUUGGUUGCAGCCGCUCUUGAUGGACCUGUCCCCCUGGAGGACCAAAUUACAGGAAAUCAAGAGUAGCCUGGACAACCACACCGAGGUGGUCUUCAUUGCGGAUUUCCCUGGACUGCACCUGGAGAAUUUUGUGAGUGAAGACCUGGGCAACACCAGCAUCCAGCUGCUGCAGGGGGAGGUGACUGUGGAGCUGGUGGCAGAACAGAAGAAUUGGACUCUUCGGGAGGGAGAAAAAAUGCAGUUGCCUGCUGGUGAGUACCAUAAGGUGUACACCGUGUCGUCUAGUCCUUCCUGCUACAUGUACGUCUAUGUCAACACUACAGAGCUCGCGCUGGAGAAAGACCUGGCACAUUUGCAAGAGUUAAAGGAGAAGGUAGAGAAUGGAAGUGAACCAGGGCCUCUGCCUCCGGAGCUGCAGCCUCUGUUGGAAGGGGAAGUUAAGGGCGGCCCCGAGCCAACACCUCUGGUUCAGACCUUUCUUAGACGCCAGCAAAGGCUCCAGGAGCUCGAACGCCGGCGAAAUGCCCCUUUCCACGAGCGACUCCUCCGCUUCUUCCUGCGGAAGCUCUAUAUCUUUCGCCGCAGCUUCCUCAUGACUUGUAUUUCACUUCGAAAUCUGGCUAUAGGCCGCCCUUCACUGGAGCAACUUGCCCAAGAGGUGACUUAUGCAAACCUGCGACCCUUUGAGCCGGUUGGAGACUCCACAAACAUGGGUCCUUCAAAUUCUGAUCCUCCUGAGCCAGAUGCCGAUCCUGUCCACUCAGAGUUCUAGGGAGGCCAGGUAGUUACACAUCUACCUAUGCAAUAGACGGUUGAGAACUCAGAUUUCCCCCUUGUCCAAAGGUCUUUUAAAUUAAAUGGCAGCCUACAGGAGUCGAGGAAAAGAACAAGUUGCCACCUUUGACACCAGCACCAAAUUGGAGCUCCUGGCUAUUGUACUUCUGAUCCAGCUACCUACAAGUGUGCCGGAAGGCAAGGGAAGAUGGCUCAAGUACCUGGGUUCCUGCAGCGACUCAGAUGGGAUUCCCAGGGCUUUGGUCCAGCUGUUGCAGCCAUUUUGAGUGAACCAGCGGAUGGAAGAUCUCUCUACCUCUCCCUCUGUCACUCUACCUUUCAAAUAAAUCUUAAGGUUGAAGGGCCAAGAGAUUACAAAUGAAAAUAGCUUCUUAGGAUAAAGAAGUAAGAGGUUUAAAGUGACUGGCUCUUUGGGGGAAAGAUUUAGCCAAGUGUUCCCAAAUGUGCUAGGCACUAUUACCUUUAAUUCUUAUUAGUCAUUAGCCCUAUUUUAAUUGUAGGAACUGAGAGAAAAAGGUAAAAUAAUUUGGUCAGAUGUUAGUAAGGAAUUUUUCAUAUUAUCUAAGCUUUUUACUAGUAGUAAUGAAUAGCACUGUUAAGAAACAUUAGCUACUGCUAGUGGCAUUUGGCAUUAUUCUAGCCUUUAAUGAGCAGGUGACAAAGUGAUUAACAUGGUAAGAGACCAGGGAACAGACCUUUUAGUACAUCUGGAUUUGCAGGGGUGACUUGGGAACCUCCUUAGUACUGAGCUUGCAAAACAAGAAUGCAGAAUAAAAUAAGGGUCCCUCCCCCAGCACAGCCUGACAAUAAAUAGGCACUGUCAGUAACCUCUUUCUUCCACUGAUCCCUUUUCCCACCUCUUUGGACAGUGGUCCCAAGCCUUGUUAGUAGUGGACUGAGUAUACCUAUCCCCAACUCAGACCUGCCUCUCAUUUACCCUCCCAUUCUCCCUACACCCACCUGCAGUGUACCUACCUUGUCAAUGUUUUCACCUUCAUUAACCUGGGUUCUUUCAGUUAGGGACUGAUCACUUUGCAGUAGGUGGAGUAGGAGACUACUGGUUUUCAGACACUGGGAGCAUUCAGGGUAGUCCAGCCAUAAACAUGGAGCACUGGUUUUUAUUUCCUUGUUCUAACCCCUUGCAGACUUGUUAGGGAAAAAUGGGUCUUCACCUUGGAACAAUUACAAUGGCACUUUAACAUGUAAGUAUGCUACCUUUGUCAAGAAAAAUGUUCAGGUGGGAUGAGGUCAACAGAAAAUUAGACAUGUUGAUUUUAUCAGUAAGAAAAGUUUCUCAGCCAGGCUGCUUUAACACCUGGAUCCCUGAUUACAGCCGCCUGUUUUUUAAACACCCAUAGUCUGCAAAGUGAACAUACGCGGCCCUCAGGGGGGUACCUGGGACAGGACUGUAAACCUAAUUGCUUGCACAGCACAUCCAAGGAUUGAGGUGAUUUUCUGAAAUAUGGGUAGGGUUACAAUUGUUCCAGGUAAAAGGUGACACGAAUACAUUGUUUUCAGCUCACAUUUAUACCAAAAUACUUUAAAAAAACAAUGGACACAGUUAAGGUAGAACCUAGCAUUUUAUUUAGAUCUUCAUUAAACUGUUGGAAUUGAGAACCAGACAUACGUAAUAAACCUCCAAAAAUAGAUCCUGAAAGGCACUUUCUGCUUAGGGCAAGCAGUCAUGGAUGAAGCAUGUAAACAAGCUGGCUUCUCUGUACCACACCAGCCAAGUCCGCUUUCUCCAUGGCCAGCCGCACCAGCUCUGCCCUCCCUUCCGCUAACACCAGCCAGACCCCCUGUAGGUCUAACCCAAGGUUUUUCUGUAGGACACCUUGGCCUACCUGGGAAUGCUGGAAACAUGUUGUUAAAGGAAUCAUGGUGUUGAGAGAGAAAGAAAAAUCUUUUAAAAGCUGCCAUCUGAGGAGAUGGCUUCUCUGUACUUACGCCAUCCCCCAGAAUACAAUAAAUAAGCAAUUAGAAAAUGUUCAAGUAUGAAGGGAUUGCCUCCUCCCCGCCAAAAGCACUGCUCUCUGAAGGAAGCUGGUUUCUCUGUAGCCACACCAGCUGUUCAGAAAGCUCAUUGGACCUGGUUUUGAAAAUAAAACAAAGUUAAAACCCUGGGAGGAGUUAUUGUGCAGUGUGGAGUACUCGGUCUUUCUUAUAAAGAAAAAAAAAGUUAUCUGGUACCAAAGUGUGCAACCUACAGACCCUCGGGUACUGCCCUGUGACUUCUCUGUAUGACGUCACAAGGGUGCCAAGUGCCUGUCUGCUAGAGCUAGGAGUUGGUGAGGUUUGGCUAGUGCUGAAACCAUGCAUAGGAUUGGUGUACUAAAUAAAAACCUUAUUACGUACGUACGUCCUCCAAAAGACAGCUGAAAGUGGAGAGAUUUAAUUUGGUGCUGUUAGAGGUGGCCAUUAGAGCAUGAGCACCAGGGAGAUGGUUUAAUGGUAACUGCCUUUUCUUAUGUCAGGCUAGAGCUCCAACUGGAACUUGCGUUACAUGCAAGAUUGAUUGGAUAGGGAACACUCCCUGACAAAGAGCUACAUAAUUAGAGACGGACUGCGUUACAGGGAGGAUAAGGGAGGGCUUCACAUUCAUAAUAGAGCUCAAGACAUUACAAAUUCAUGCUGACAGGGUUGUGGCAUUGCCAGACA